Messenger RNA from Trichomonas vaginalis G3, 2271 nucleotides. RefSeq names its product microtubule binding CLASP family. Gene Ontology annotation, molecular function: microtubule binding. Lineage: Eukaryota; Parabasalia; Trichomonadida; Trichomonadidae. Gene Ontology annotation, biological process: microtubule cytoskeleton organization. Gene Ontology annotation, cellular component: cytoplasmic microtubule. The record is from RefSeq and is a predicted model, not a curated record. The transcript has a single exon. Bases 1 to 2271 code for a protein of 756 amino acids.
AUGUCUGGGAAUGCGCAGGAGCUUUCCCUGAGCUCCUCACAAAUAUUUCGACGUGGAAUUAGUUCACAAGAAAUCAAUAUCGGACUCUCUCAACAGUUUUUGAACCCUGCUGAGAGCAUUAAUCCGAUUGAAAUUUCAAAUGAAAAGCAAGCUAAUAAGGAAAUCACAUCAAUCAUUUCGAAAUUCAAAGAAAAUCUCGACUGGUCAGAUCAAUUGCAGUUAAUUCAACAAACAAUGUCUAUUGUUAAAGGUGGAGCAUAUAAAUAUCAAGGAUUUGUUGAUGAAAUAUCUGGUUUACUCACCAUGUUGAAAUUUGGAGUUAACAACCUUCGUAGUACUCUUGUUAAAAAUAGCUGUUUAUGUAUUGCUUUCCUCGCACAAUCUUUAAAAGAGAAAUUCGAUUCUAUAACGGAGCCAAUCAUCUCAGCAUUGAUUGUUCCUACAAUGCAUGGAACCAGUGUAAUUGCUAAAUCAUGCAGAUUCGCAAUUCGAGAAAUUGUAAAUAACGUAUAUACAAAAAGGACUCUUCUUAGCAUUUUAAACUAUACUAAUUCUAAGAGUAGCGAGCAUAGAAAUAUAGUUGCUGAUAGUUUGAAAGAUAUUGCUUUUUCUUGGCCAAGAAAUAUUAUUUUAUCAAAUAUAAAACAAAUAGAGCAUUCAGUUAAAACAUUAACAAAUGAUGCAACAAAAGAUACACGAGUUUUCGCAAAGUCUGCCUUAGAAAUCUUUGAAAAUAAUCAAUACAUUCAAGCAACUACCGAAGUAAAGAACUCUCGUAAAUUCCAAGAAGACAAAACAGAAGUUAUUCAGUUUACUAGACUAGAACCACCAAUCAGGCCAAAGUUUUCAUCUCCUCAGAAGAAUUUGAAACAAAAAGAAACAGAAAUUGAAGAUAAAACAACAGUAUCAAUAGAUUUGUCAAAGAAAACUCUAUCAAAAUCAAGAAUAAGGCAAACUUCAGAUGAUAGUAUUAACAAAUCUUUCACAUUAACUCAGGAUGAAAUAAAUGACCUCGCUAAAGUCAACAAACUUUCCAAAAACAUCACAUCCAUCAAAGAUAAUGCUACAUUUAUCAUUGAAACUCUCCUUAACUAUAUAAAUUCAAAUGAAAUUGAUGAAAUUAUUUUAAGUAUUACUUUAAUAGAAAAAGUACUCGGAAUAAUCUAUAUACAGUUUGAAAAAUAUUUGUCGCAGCUAAUUCCUUGCAUUCUUGAAAAAUCAGAUCAUAUUUCUUACCAAAUUAGCAAAUCUGCUUCAAAUAUUAUGAAUACGAUUCCAUCACUAUACAACUGUGAUGAUUUGAUUAAAAUUGCUGCAGAUCAACGUGUUUCAAAAGCAUUAUUACUAUUUAUCUCUCAAAUCAUGAGAAAAGACGCAAAAAUCAAUGCUGAUUACGAUACAAUCAGUAAAUUAAUCAAUAUUAUGUGUCAAUUGUUCGAAAAAUUCAAUGAAACAAAGACAAUUUUGAUUAUUACUUCAAUAUUAACAGAAAUUCAAUCAAAAUAUCCUCAAGAAUUCUCCAAAUAUGUUGAAACAGCUGAUGAAAAGAACAUAAAAGCUUUGAAUACCCUUAAAAUCACUCAAACAGUCAAAAUUUCUACAGAAAACAAUUCAACAUUAACAACUAAGUUUAGUCAACAUUUCAGAGAACAAAUUGCUAAGAGACAAAGUUUAGAGACAUCAAACUAUGCGCCGGCACCUACCAGAUCAUCAUUUAAGAAAUCAAAUGUUGAUAAAACGCAACAAGAAACGAAAACAGUUCAAAUUAUCAAGAAUCCAUCAACUGAUUUAAUUAUUUCCAAAAUAAAAGAAACAGAAGAUAAAAGAGAACAUCUUACAUCACUUGCUGAUGCUAUUAAGGAAGAAAACACAUAUAGUUUAGAUUUGAUGAAGCUUUUAAUUUCAUUGAAAAGAACUGAAUUUUACAAAGAAACAGAAAUUUGUUUUGAUUCGAUUUUGAAUUCUUGUGAUAAUUUUUUGGUUGUUAAUGACUGUUUGAGUCAGUUCUUUUUGACUCCUGAUGUUGUUCACAUUGAUUCUCUUUAUUAUCUCCUGUAUAAAACAACAAAAACAUUGGUUGAUGAUAAACCAACUUUGUUGUUGAAGCAACUUUCUGAUUUCUCUGUUUCUGAUGAUCCUGAAAUGAGAAUGAUGUCUGUUAAAUGUAUCGCAGCCUUGCAAAAGAAUAUAGAAUGCGAUUCAUCAUUCAUUUCUUCUCAGAUUGGACCUGUUCAAGCUCGUUUAGUUCAAUAUUAUUUUAAUAAGUUUUAA